CCAUAAAUGGAAGGGAAAUUUCUGAGUUCAGAGCAAUACAUAUGAUACAAGACUUGAUAUAUAGACUAGAGUUUCUUAGCCUAACUGGAGGGGCUGGCUUAGGUAAUCCAUGGAUUCCCUGAAAUUGGGGACACCAUUGGAAAUAUGUGUGAGCUAAGGGGCAGUUUCCUAUGAUUUUUAGGCCUCAAAAUGUCUCUUGGACUCAAAAUUGCCUUAGGGCAGAGGACGUGUGUACCCCCAGUAUAGAAUCUCGGACAGUGAAUGUGAGUAAACAUUCGGCAGAAAAGCUCUGCCAAACUGAGUGCUCUCAUGUGACUUUUUCAUCAAGUCAGUAUUCCUGGGAUCUCUUGUACAUGAUAAUCUCACUCUUGUACAUGAUAAUCUCACUCUUGUACAUGAUAAUCUCACUCUUGUACAUGAUAAUCUCACUCUUAUAAGGUUUCAUCGUUUCUGCUUACCCUAGUUUUCUUUCCCACUCUGUUCCCUCUCCCACCAGACUGGACUCUGAAAUGGGCAUGUACAGAGACGAAGAGACCCCAACAUGCUUCAGGCUUUGAGUGGAGAAGACAAAGCCUCUGCUGGGACAGGGAACAGAGGGAUGUGGAGUCCCUGAAGAUGCUUUUGGACAAUGGUCUGAGGUUGGGACAGUGGCAGGAGAUACCAUUCACCCAGGAUCUCCAGGACAAGAGAUCAGAAUGGCAGUUACAUGUGUUUUUUUUCAAACUGGUUGCCAGGUUGGCAUGAGCCAUGACAUCAGAGAUUCCGACCUUCCUGAUUGGAGGGACCGGACUCCGUGGUGCCUGGAGUGUCCAGAAGAAGGCCAUGGACAGAACGGAGACUAGGUUCCAUAAGGGGGGACAGAUUACGGGAAAGAUCACGACCAGCCAUCAACCGCACCCCCAGAAUGAGCAGAGUCCCCAGCGGAGCACCUCGGGGUACCCCCUCCAGGAGGUGGUGGAUGAUGAAGCGUUGGGACCAUCAGCCCCUGGGGUAGAUCCCAGCCCCCCAUGUAGGUCCCUUGGCUGGAAAAGGAAGAGGGAGUGGUCAGAUGAAUCUGCGGAGGAGCCGGAGAAGGAGCUCGCCCCUGAGCCUGAGGAGACCUGGGUAGUGGAGAUGCCGUGUGGGCUCACGAUGAAGCUGAAGCAACAGCGAGUGUCACCCAUCCUCCCUGAGCACCACAAGGACUUCAACAGUCAGCUUGCCCCUGGGGUAGAUCCCAGCCCCCCGCAUAGGUCCUUUUGCUGGAAAAGGAAGAUGGAGUGGUGGGACGAAUCUGAGGAGUCGGAGGAGGAGCUACGGAAGGUGCUCGCCCCUGAGCCUGAGGAGAUCUGGGUGGCGGAGAUGCUGUGUGGCCUCAAGAUGAAGCUGAAGAGACGGCGAGUGUCGCUCGUGCUCCCUGAGCACCACGAGGCCUUCAACAGGCUGCUUGAGGAUCCUGUCAUUAAAAGAUUCCUGGCCUGGGACAAAGAUCUGAGGGUGUCGGACAAGUAUCUCCUGGCUAUGGUCAUAGCGUAUUUCAGCCGGGCCGGCUUCCCCUCCUGGCUAUACCAACGCAUUCAUUUCUUCCUGGCUCUCUACCUGGCCAAUGACAUGGAGGAGGACGACGAGGACUCCAAAGAAAACAUCUUCCACUUCCUGUAUGGGAAGACCCGCUCUCGCAUACCCUUGCUCCGUAAGCGUUGGUUCCAGUUAGGCCGUACCAUGAACCCGAGGGCCAGGAAGAACCGCUCUCACAUACCCUUGCUCCGUAAGCGUCGGUUCCAGUUACGCCGUUGCAUGAACCCGAGGGCCAGGAAGAACCGCUCUCAGAUAGUCCUGUUCCAGAAACGUCGGUUCCACUUCUUCUGUUCCAUGAGCGGCAGGGCUUGGGUUUCCCCGGAGGAGUUGGAGGAGAUCCAGGCUUAUGACCCAGAGCACUGGGUGUGGGCGCGAGAUCGCGCUCGCCUUGCCUAGAGCUCCAGGGACCGUGGAGGCCUGAGGUCAUCGGCCUGAGAGAAGAACACCGGACCCAGGGGAGAUGUGGAUUUUCAGCAGGAACUUUAUUCCAAUGCUAAUGGCAGACACCAGGAAGGAGGAGAGGAACCAUUUGUGCACAUCAUCUAGAAGAACCUGGACCAUUCUUGAUGGAGCUCAAUACAGUCAUGACGUUGUCCUCCUAGGAGCAGGGGUGGGGGGAGGGGGGUGGGGUCCUUCUAGGAGUCCUUGGAGAAAAGUAAGAAACCAGGAGUGUUUCCAGUUCCACCCUUUCCUGCGGCACCACCACCCUUUUUAUAUUGCUGAAUUCCAACCUCCCUGGGGCGGAACUUGGAGGUCCUGUUUCUUACGGACUUGGUUGCCACAGUCCAGGAGCAUUUGAAGGCACAAUGCAGGGGCUCAGAUUGGCACAGAAUUCUUUUGUGAAAUAUCAGUGCCACAGAUUGUAACAGAUAGCUUCAUGCACACUCUGCAUUUUAUUGGUUUGUUUGGAAAAUGUUGGCCAUUGAAUUAUUCAUAGAUUUAUUUCAAAUAGUUUGGAAAUUGUUGUACUUUUGAAAACAUGCUGUUCCUGUAGUUUUUUGAUGAGAGUUAUAGUUGUUAUAUAUACAUAAAGAUAAUUUUCUUUUCAUUUUUAAGAGACGAUUGUUUUUAUCCUAAAUAUUUUAUUAUCUUUAAAUUUGUUUCUGUAUUAUUAUAUGUGCUCCUGAAGUGAGCACUCUUUUUAUCUAUGAUACUUCCAUAAUAAUCUCUUCUAUUUAUAGCUAUUGGUAGUUCCCCACCAGAAAAAAACAUAAUUCUGGUGACAGAAAUUUUUAUUUGCUGUUUAGGUUUGUGACUGAAUUGUGAGAAUUCAGUUGUGAUUUUUAACAUGUCUCAGAUAUAUAUACUAACACGUCUAAUAUAUACCAUCUAUUUUAUUGGUUUAUUUUGAAAA
Messenger RNA from Pan troglodytes (chimpanzee), 2911 nucleotides. RefSeq names its product speedy protein E1. Bases 748 to 1953 code for a protein of 401 amino acids. Gene Ontology annotation, biological process: positive regulation of cyclin-dependent protein serine/threonine kinase activity. Lineage: Eukaryota; Metazoa; Chordata; Mammalia; Primates; Hominidae. The transcript is spliced from 9 exons. Gene Ontology annotation, molecular function: protein kinase binding. The record is from RefSeq and is a predicted model, not a curated record.